This is a messenger RNA of Linepithema humile (Argentine ant), 1724 nucleotides long. It is a transcript of the gene Mocs1, whose product is annotated as Molybdenum cofactor synthesis 1. Gene Ontology annotation, biological process: Mo-molybdopterin cofactor biosynthetic process. Gene Ontology annotation, molecular function: cyclic pyranopterin monophosphate synthase activity; metal ion binding; 4 iron, 4 sulfur cluster binding. The record is from RefSeq and is a predicted model, not a curated record. NCBI's taxonomy places the organism in Eukaryota, Metazoa, Arthropoda, Insecta, Hymenoptera, Formicidae.
UGUGACAAUGAAUCAGUCGGUACACACGUGAUAGAUAAUUGACAGGUAGAAAAUAUUUAAUGGAGCAAAACCAAAAUUCACACAGGCAAAAAGCAAAAUAUGAUUAAAUAUUUCGAAUCAUGUGAAUUAAUUGCAUUGAUAUAUUAGACAAUGUAUCACUCAUUCCAGGUUACUCAGAAGGUGCAUGACAAUGCAUUUAGAUAAGCAUAAAAAAAUACUGUGCUCUAUAGAUUAUGUAAUUUUUUUUGCUCAGAAAAGGAGAAUGUGUAGAAGGAUACACAAUAUAUGAUCACAUAAGUAGCAAACAUAACGUUUUUAUAUUGUCAUUCUUUUCUAUUAUCAUUAGAAUACGUCGUAUAAAUGUUUCGGAAGUGCAAUUUUGUCAGGCAGCUUUGUGGUGCUGCAAAUGCAUCGACAGAAGCUGCUGCAAUUGCGGACACAUCAACUCGAUUGCAACGGCUCAGAGUGAGAUUACAGGAAGAUGAGCAGCGUGAAAUACUUACAGAUACAUUUGGACGCAAGCACACAUAUCUUAGGAUAUCUGUCACAGAACGCUGCAACCUUCGCUGUACAUAUUGCAUGCCUGCAGAAGGCGUUAAGUUAACCAAGAAGGACGGUAUUUUGAGAACCGAUGAAAUAAUACAAAUAGCUGAUCUUUUUGUCAAGGAGGGAGUGCGCAAGAUACGUUUGACAGGUGGUGAACCUACGGUCCGUAAGGAUAUUGUGGACAUUGUCGAGCAACUCAAGCAGCUGAAGGACUUGGAGCAGGUUGCAAUUACUACAAAUGGGUUGACUCUUACUCGUCAAUUGUCAGCGCUUCAAAGAGCUGGAUUGGGUGCACUAAAUAUAUCAUUGGAUACCCUUAAAGAGGAACGUUUUGAGAUAUUUACUCGCAGGAAAGGCUGGCCAAGAGUUAUAGCUUCUAUAGAUCUUGCUGUUCAGCUUGGUUACAACCCUGUAAAAGUCAACUGUGUGAUAAUGCGAGGCCGUAAUGACGACGAAAUAAUUGAUUUCGUUGAUUUUACAAGAGAUCGCCCUAUCGAUAUACGCUUCAUAGAAUAUAUGCCGUUUCAAGGAAACGAAUGGAAGGAAAAUAAAAUGGUUUCUUUCGAUGAGAUGAAGGGGAUAAUACGAGAAAAAUAUCCCGAUUUCCAGGCUCUGCCAAAUCAGCCCAACGAUACAUCUAAGGCAUAUCAUGUACCAGGAUUUGUCGGGCAAGUUGGAUUUAUCACAUCCAUGAGCGAACACUUUUGCAAUUCGUGCAAUCGUUUAAGAAUAACUGCGGAUGGAAACUUGAAAGUAUGCUUGUUCGAAGGCAAGGGCGAGGUCUCGCUUAGGGAUGCUUUGCGAAACGGAGCUUCGGAAGAUAUGCUUAAGGACCUGAUAAGAGGAGCAGUAUCGCGAAAAAAGAAGCAACACGCAGGAAUGUUCAAUCUUACACAGAUGGAAAAUAGGCCAAUGAUCCUCAUCGGGGGUUAAUUGAUAGUUUUAUGACAAUUAACCAACCGUAUUAAAGUACAUUCGGUUUUGUCGAGACGUGCACAGCUGUUAUCGUAAAUUUUUUUUAAUCGUACACUUAUUCAGCGAUAACAAUAUUACACAAUUAACUUGAAAACGUGUUUACGUUGCAGCUAAUCGUAAGGAAAAAUUCUAUCACAUAAAGCAUAAUAUCGCAUCGAUACGAAGCAUACAGUACAAACGUAUCCCAUACACGCCCAUAUAUU